Messenger RNA from Panonychus citri (citrus red mite), 2207 nucleotides. Its product is annotated as sodium-dependent glucose transporter 1-like. Gene Ontology annotation, biological process: transmembrane transport. The record is from RefSeq and is a predicted model, not a curated record. Lineage: Eukaryota; Metazoa; Arthropoda; Arachnida; Trombidiformes; Tetranychidae.
UCUAAACUAAAUUGUUAUCAUUAAAUUUCUCGAUUGUUUUCACUUAAUUAAAUCAACAUUUUAAUUUCUUUCAUCGAUUUGGGCAAUUAAUUGAACAACAAUAUCAACUUUACAGUUAAGAGUCUUUCAUUAGAGUGAAAUUAUUGAUUGUGUUUAGAUUGACCGAUUGACUCAAUUGAUUGUUGUUUCCAAAUCAUUUAGCUGGUGAUUCUAAUUGAUUAAUUAGUUGGAACACUUGUAAUUGUGUUAAUCUUAUAAUCUUAAUUAAAUGAGAAGUUUAAUAUUUCCAUUUGUUUGAUUGUUUUAUCUCAUUGAGUUUGAUUGUUUAUCUUGCCGAUCUUAUAAUUGUUUUCUCUUGUGAUCUUUCAGUGUUUCGUUUUUGUGUCAACAAUUUGAUUCUCUAUCAGUGAUCAAUUUAGAGAAUCAAAUUAAAAUGUCUUCUAGUUUAAACAUUCAAAUACUUGGAUGUAUCUAUUUACUUCAAUUCUCUAUGGGCCUUGUGUUUGAAGUAGUUAGUCCAACAAUUGAUGAAUUACAAGCAAUCACCAAUUCGAGUUCAGAUAAAAUAUCAAUCAUUUUCUCAUUAAGAUCAACAGGUUAUGUAUUAGGAUCGAUUGCAGGCGGUGGAAUAUUUCAUUUCUUUGUACCUUUGGCUUCUAUAUGUGCCGUCUUGAUUAGCACAAUUACGAUUUCCUCGAUUGGUUUUAUUCGUAAUUUGGAAUUACUUUAUGCGAUUUUUACGAUCAAUGGAUUGGCCACUGGAAUUAUCGAUGUUGGCACCAACGUUUGGAUCCUUCGACUUUUCUCCGCUAAAAGUGGACCUUACAUUAUGGCUCUUUUUACCUCUUUCUCUGUCGGCACUAUUUUAGCUCCACUUUAUACUGGACCUUUUUUACAAGAACUUCCCUCGCCCCAAGCAUCCUCGCAACUUUAUGUUCCUUAUCUGGUGACUGGAUUUUUCGUUUUUCUCUCAUUAAUUGGAUUGUUGGUGUUAUUUUGUCAACAGUUACGUUUAAGAUACUCGGAGAGAAACUUUUUCGCUCGUCGAGCUCAGAAACAAGAUGACCAAACUGUUUCUCCCGAAACAAUUGGUGAUCGAAAAUAUCGACGAACAGUUAGUUCAAGUGAGAAAAGUUUGGUCAUCAUCGGUGUUCUAAUGAUAAUGUUUUACUCGGGAAUGGAAAUUAUUUUCUCCGAGUAUAUGGUUCCCAUGUUAACUCGAAGUAAACUUGGAAUUACUCGAAAAGUGGCCACACAUAUACGAUCUUCGUCCAAUUCUGCUCACACCAUUGGUAAAGUUAUUUUCAUUGGAAUAUCGGCUUUCAUUCAACCUUAUCGACUAAUACUUUUGGACUCUUUGUUGAUAAUCUUUUCGAGUAUCAUGUUAAUCAUUUUCUUUAAUACCUCAUUACCGGUAUUAUGGAUUUUCUCAGUCACUUUUGGCCUUGGAUCUUCCAGUUUAUAUCCGUCAAUUUAUCCUUUCAUUGAGUCUUUUGUAACAAUCGACUAUUUCAAAGGUUCGUUUUUCAUAUGUGCCAGUGGAUUGACCGCAAUCAUUUAUCCAAUUUUCGUUGGAAGUUAUUUAACAUCAAUACCCACCUUAUUACUUUAUCUUCAUUUAUCCACAAUGAUAAUUACAAUCUUUUUUGCCACCGUAAUUAACAUCAUGGGAAAUAGAUUACUUUUAAUCCAAUCCAAUUAUCCAGCAAUUAGUAAUUUUGCUGAUGAAGAUAAUGAAAACAAUUGAAACAUUCAAGUGUCUAAUCACAUAUGGAAACAAACAUAUGAAAUUUUUAAUCUUAAUCAUUAUCUUUGGAAACAAUUGUAAUUACAUGAUUAACUUUAAACUAAUCAUCUUCAUAUUAAUUGUAAAUCUCAAUCAAAACCAAAACUAAUCAGACUCGUAGCUAUUGAAUUUUGAGUAUUUACUCUGAUUUUUUUUAAUUGUUAACUGUUUUUGUUACAAUAGUUUUAACAUAAUCCAAUCAAUCAUCUAAUCAAGUCAAAUUUAUCGCAAUCAAAGUUAAUUUAUAAAAGAAAAUUUUUUUUCAACAAAAUCGAUUUUGUUUUUCCCGCUCUCAAAUUUUCUCUCGCCGACCAACAGAUGCCAUUGGUCUCGAUUCUUUUAAACGUGUUGGUUUUCAUUCAUCAACAUUUGGUUUCUUUUGUUUAUUAAAUUGUAACAAUUUAUUUUCUAUUUAUUUUAA